CCCCCUGCGCACCGCACUGCUCGGCUCCUCUCUCUUCACGGGUUGACUGCUGGGGACCGGUCACCAUGUCUCGCCAGUCUUGUGGUCUUGGCAAGGGAUUCAGCUCCAGCUCCGCUUGCUUCGGGGGGAGGAACAAGGUCUCGUUCAGCUCUGUGUCCCGCGGAGGAUGCAGGGGACCUGGUAGCGCUGGUGGCUUCGGCAGCAGGAGCCUCUAUGGCUUGGGAGGGAGUAGGAGUAUCUCCCUGGGAGGGUUCGGUGGAGGCAGUGGUGUCUGCAGAGGGUUUGGGGCUGGUGGCCAAGGAGGCUUUGGCUACGGUGCUGGGGCAGGGUUUGGUGGCUGCUAUGGUGGUGGGACUGGAGGUGGCUUUGGUGGAGUCUUUGGUGGUGGUUUUGGUGGCUUUGGUGGAGGAUUUGAUGGUGGCUUUGGAGGUCAAGGCUUUCCCCCUUGCCCCCCGGGUGGCAUCAGGGAGGUGACCAUCAACCAGAGCCUGCUGGCCCCACUCAACCUUGAAAUUGACCCUGAGAUCCAGAAGGUGCGAACGCAAGAGCGGGAGGAGAUAAAGCAGCUCAACAACAAAUUUGCGUCCUUCAUUGACAAGGUCCGGUUCCUAGAGCAGCAGAACCGAAUCCUGGAGACCAAGUGGAAGCUCCUGCAGGAGCAGCGUGGCCCGGGGGCGGGGGGCAGGAACCUCGACGCUGUGUUUGAAACCUACAUCAGUGGGCUGAGGAAGCAGCUCGACUCCCUCUCCAGCGAGAAGCAGCAGCUGCAGUCAGAGCUGAAGAGCUUCCAGGACAUGGUGGAAGACUUCAAGACCAAGUACGAAGAGGAAAUAAACAAGAGGACAGCUGCGGAGAACGACUUUGUGCUCCUGAAAAAGGAUGUGGAUACAGCCUACCUGACCAAGGUGGACCUCCAGGCAAAAUUAGAUUCUCUGGCAGAUGAGAUUAACUUCUUGAAGUAUCUUUAUGACGUGGAGCUGUCUGAGAUGCAGAAGACUGUUUCCGACACCUCCGUGGUUCUCUCCAUGGACAAUAACCGAAACCUGGACCUGGACAGCAUCAUCGCAGAGGUCAAAGCCCAGUACGAGGAGAUUGCCAACCGGAGCCGACUGGAGGCUGAGUCCUGGUACCGCUGCAAGUAUGAAGAGCUGCAGGCUACUGCGGGCAAGCAUGGGGACAGCCUUAAGGACACAAAGAUUGAGAUCUCUGAGCUCAACCGCAUGAUCCAGAGGAUACGGGCUGAGAUCGAGAGUGUGAAGAAACAGUGUGAGACUCUGCAGACCUCUAUCGCCGAUGCUGAGCAGCGCGGGGAGGUGGCCCUCAAGGAUGCCAGGGACAAACUGACUGAGCUGGAGACAGCCCUGCAGAAGGCGAAGCAGGACAUGGCCCGGCAGCUGCGCGAGUACCAGGAGCUGAUGAACGUCAAGCUGGCCCUGGACGUCGAGAUCGCGACCUACAGGAAGCUGCUGGAGGGCGAGGAGAGCAGGAUGUCUGGAGAGUGCCAGAGCACCGUGAGCAUCUGUGUGGUGGGAGGUGGCAGCAGCUCCGUGGGAGGUGGAUACGGCAGUGGACUGUGCCUGGGAGGAGGAGGAAUCGGAGUCGGUGCUGGAAGUGGGAGAGGCAGUUGUAACAGUGCUGGGUUCUGCUACAGCCUGGGAGGUGGUGGACUGGGCUCCGGGGUAGGAUUUGGUGUGGGGGGAGGAUUCAGCUCCGGAGGGGCAGGAGGGUCUAACUCAGUGGUGGUGGGGUCUGGCACCACCCUGAAGAAGACUACCAGCUCUACAUCUGCCAGCCGGAGGGUCUAGGAGAGCAAGCUAUUUCCCCCAACCCCACACCCAAAGGAGAAAGAAAGCAAAUUUCAUGAUUGCCAUCCCCCUGUCGCCCUGUCCCCACUUCACUGCCAACGUGAUGGCCACCCAUUUCAUUUUAAACCACCGCCAUCCUUCAGGAACUGCGUGGACAAGCAAACCAGGGCUCUGCUCACCAGCCACUGACUGAGGUUCUCAACAGUGCUUGAGGACCACUCGCUCCCCAGAGACACUGCGAGGCUGCUGGUUAGCAGGGUGCUGAGGUGGGAGCAGGACCAGCCCCAUUGCUGGGGGCCCCCGGACGCAGCUGGGAUAAGGCUGUAAAGCAACACGGUCCAUGUGAGUGGCGUCCUACCUAUGGGCAGAGGGGACUGGUCCGUGUGCUGCUCAGGGAACUGGCAUCCCGUGGAGUCCACGGAAAGGCUCGACUUCUCUCAAGAUCUUGUGCUGGAACCAGACGUGGUGCAAUUUUAAUCGGUCCUGCUCAUCAGCCAGGGCUCGAACUCCAAAACAAGAAUUUCCUAAUGGUGACUAGUCCCAGCUGAAGACGUUUCUCA
Molecule: messenger RNA, 2365 nt
Organism: Falco peregrinus (peregrine falcon)
Lineage: Eukaryota; Metazoa; Chordata; Aves; Falconiformes; Falconidae
Product: keratin, type II cytoskeletal 4
Exons: 9
Coding region: 66-1805 (579 amino acids)
Biological process (GO): keratinization; intermediate filament organization
Cellular component (GO): keratin filament
Molecular function (GO): structural constituent of skin epidermis
Source: RefSeq, a predicted model, not a curated record